AUGAAUACAAAAGAAGUCAAUGAAAUCAAAGAUAGGCUCAAUGCCUACCAAGUCAGCUUCAUUGAAGGCAAGGAAGGAGAUCUCAUCCUAACAGAUGCAUGGAUUUACUACGGAGUUCUGGUUCAUGCCUACUUUGAUACCAGAGAAGGAAUCUCCUGUGACGGGUUCCUUGAAGAUGACCCUAACCUAGCAUUGGAAGAUAAGAAGGAAAAUGAAGCCAUUUCUCUGCAUGAGCACAAAGAUACAUGGAUUAGCGAGGAUCAAGAAGUUCUCUCUUUCAGAUAUCAUGCCGAAGAAAACGAUGAUACUAUCUUUCUCAAAAUAAUGAAAAACAGUGACAGCCAAAUAGAGGUCAACAUUCUUUCCAAAAAGGCAGACGAUCUGGACAAUUACAACUUGGAUCUCCCUGCUUCUCUAGAUUCUUUAAUGGACUUAGAUUCUUUAUUAAAGUCCAAGCCGGUUUCAGACCAAUUCUCCAACUUGACCAAAAAGUUCAUCAAAGAGAAGAAGCCUUUGCUCAAAAAGUCUAAACUUCUUGUUGAAGAUGUGCCUAAUCAUCCCUUCUCAAAUCCUGGAAUAGGAGGAAUUCCUGCAGGAGGGCCUUUAGGAGGCAUUGGAUCGGGAGGAUUCAAACCUUUUGGAGGUUUACAUGAUAUCGGGCCUAAUGGAGGCAGCAGCCUGAUAGGUCCAGGUAGUAGCGUCUUUAAUAACCCAGGAAGAUCUGGAGGUAAUCUUUAUGGUAAUGAUGAUCCUGAUGAUGGCUUGGGUUUCAACCCAAGUCCAUAUGGAAUGGGGGCAACUCCUGACAAUGAUGAUCUUCCACAGUUCCCAGGAUUCAGAAAAGGAGGGGGCUCAGGAGGAGGCUUCGGUGGUGGCCUAGGAGGUGGCUUCGGCGGAGGUUCAGGUGGUGGAACUUCUGGAGGCAAUUUCUAUAUGUAA
Messenger RNA from Moneuplotes crassus, 939 nucleotides. Lineage: Eukaryota; Ciliophora; Spirotrichea; Euplotida; Euplotidae. The record is from the annotation of a GenBank genome assembly.